AUGCAUCUGAAACGAAGGUUUAUGCGAAAUACCAUCGAGGAAAAAGUUAGAACAAGUGUAUUCAAAGAUUCUUUAUUGAUGCAUUUCGAGCAAUUUUUAUUUAACUCUCACGAGGAAUAUUCACUUGGAAAGCAAGUACUUCAUUCCUCCAGUUUACAAAGACUUCAAAAAAUGAUUUCCAAACACUCAAACCCUUCUAAAGUCACGAUCAUUCUCCUUAUUUCUUUACUCUCUACUUCAUAUACGGCCCGCUCAAAUCCUCUUUAUGAGCGAAAUAUUCCUGUUGGUUACCAACCCAUGCUCUGGUUCCAGCAGAACAACGAAAAUAUGGCUAACACCGAAUCCGCAAAUAAUAAUCAAUUCGGCCUUCAAUCCUCGAAGGGCGCUGAAUCAGCCUCUAAUAUUGAUAACGAAGCUUCUUCCAAUUUCCUUAUCACAAAACGAGACAGUGGAAAUCGAUACGACAUUGAUCGAUUUACUAGACGAAAUCUUCCAUCCAAUGGACAUAUGCCUACUUUAUUCUCUCAGCAGAACAACGAAAAUAUUGCUAACACCGAAUCCGCAAAUAAUAAUCAAUUCGGCCUUCAAUCCUCGAAGGGCGCUGAAUCAGCCUCUAGUCUUGAUAACGAAGCUUCUUCCAAUUUCCUUAUCACAAAACGAGACAGUAGAAAUCGAUACAACAUUGAUCGAUUUGCUAGACGAAAUCUUCCAUCUAAUGGACAUAUGCCUACUUUAAUUUCUCAGCAGAACAACGAAAAUAUUGCUAACACCGAAUCCGCAAAUAAUAAUAAAUUCGGCCUUCAAUCCUCGAAGGGCACUGAAUCAGCCUGCAGUCUUGAUAACGAAGCCUCUUCCAAUUUUCUUAUCGCAAAACGAGUCGGGCAAAAUCUUCCAUCCAAUGGACAUAUGCCUACUUUAUUCUCUCAGAAGAACAACGAAAAUAUUGCUAACACCGAAUCCGCAAAUAAUAAUCAAUUUGGACUUCAAUCCUCGAAGGGCGCUGAAUCAGCCUCCAGUCUUGAUAACGAAGCUUCUUCCAAUUUCUUUAUUACAAAACGAGACAGUGGAAAUCGAUACGACUUUGAUCGAUUUGUUAGGCGAAAUCUUCCAUCUAAUGGACAUAUGCCUACUUUACUUUCUCAGCAGAACAACGAAAAUAUUGCUAACACCGAAUCCGCAAAUAAUAAGCAAUUCGGCCUUCAAUCCUCAAAGGGCACUGAAUCAGCAUCCAGUCUUGAUAACGAAGCUUCUUCCAAUUUUCUUAUCGCAAAACGAGACAAGGAAAAUCGAUACGACAUUGAGCAUCUUGAAAGGCGAAAUCCUCCACCCAAUGGAUAUAGACGUACACUCUAUUUUCAGCAAGCUAACGAGAAUGUGGGCAGUACCGAGGCGGCCAACGUUAAUUCACUUAAUAUACAAUCCAAUAAUGCUGCUGAAUCUGCUGGAACAUUUGUAAAUGAAGGCGCCUCAACGUUUGUAAUGGGUUGA
Acaulospora morrowiae is the source of this 1488-nucleotide messenger RNA. The record is from the annotation of a GenBank genome assembly. Lineage: Eukaryota; Fungi; Glomeromycota; Glomeromycetes; Diversisporales; Acaulosporaceae.